Messenger RNA from Seminavis robusta, 924 nucleotides. Lineage: Eukaryota; Bacillariophyta; Bacillariophyceae; Naviculales; Naviculaceae. The record is from the annotation of a GenBank genome assembly.
AUGCCUGUCAGCGCGUUUUCAGCACGUCUUGUGACAGCGGUGGCCGAUCAUGUUCGUUUCUUUGCAGCAGUUUGGCUAUCGGUUCGAUGGGCUACUGGCAGUGCCUCCGAGGAUGGCCACCUGACGAUGGUACCCUGGAAGACGGGCAUCAUGUGUGCCGGUCUUGUAACUACCCAUACUAUCAUGGAAAUGUUUUAUGGGUUGGUUCUUCUAGGUCCUGAAUCACUUGCAUCUGUCAAGCGACAACAGGUUGCAAUGGAUAUUCAAAACAAAGCAUUGAUGACAUCUCUUGUUGGUCUCAUUUUGCAUUUGGCAAUCUUGGCUGCCGGAUUGUCCUAUUGGGGGGUCUUCGGUCCUGUCUUUGUUUCGGAAAGCUCGACCACCGGUACCUGGAUGGAUGAUUUGGAGGUCUGGAUGAUGGCUCUAGUGCAACCGUACGCCGAGUUUUGGGCCAUUUGCGUUCUCAAGGACUGUUUCAGCAUGAACAUUCUACACCGAAAGAUGCACAACAAGAAUCAUCAAUUUCUCCAUUCAAUCCACGAGCUGCAUCAUAACUACGCCAUCAAUUUGAACAACAUUAAUGGAAGCCAGAUCGACCCACUCGAUUUGUUCCUAGAAAACAGCAUUGGUCCAUUCUUGUUGGUCUGUGCAAAGUGGGCCUUGGGAUUGACACCACAGGUUUCGUUUCUGGCCUUCUACACCCUCGUAUCCAGUGAAGGCAGUACUCAUUCCUUGAAUCCAUACUCUGUUUGUUACUACUUCCCUCCUGCGGAUGCCAUCCUCAAGGGAAAUAUUGGACACAAUCUACAUCAUGCCAAACCGCAUACUAAUUUCACUGCGCAUCCAUGGCAUCAUCUCUGGAAAGGAUACCAAAAAGACGUGGAUACCUACAACCAUGUCAUGAAGACGCAAGUCCAGCUUUGA